AAAAUGGCAUGUCAAGUCAAAUGUCAUUCUGAUUAUUAAAAUAUCCACAAUAUUCACGAUUUUCGACUUUAUUCCGAGCCUACAACAAACUCAUCGACCUAGUCGUGUUUCUGCUAGUUCUACGUGACAUUUAGAACGUACACCAUGGCUGGUCCCAACCCCUACAGCAAUCUCCUCCGUACGGUGGAAGUCCACGGCAAGACCUACAAAUAUUACGACUUGGCCUCCUUCGGUGAUAAAUACAACCGGCUCCCAUACAGCAUCAGAGUGCUGCUCGAGUCAUGUGUGCGCAACUGCGACAACUUCCAAGUGUUAGAAAAGGACGUCAACAACGUGCUAGAGUGGGAGAAAAACCAGGCCGUAGAAGGUGGAGUGGAGAUCUCCUUCAAACCCGCCAGGGUGAUUUUGCAGGACCUGACAGGGGUGCCAGCGGUGGUAGAUUUCGCGGCGAUGCGCGCCGCCGUGCGCGAACUCGGUGGCAACCCUGACAAGAUCAACCCCAUCUGCCCCGCCGACCUGGUCAUCGACCAUUCAGUGCAGGUCGACUUCGCUGGGACAUCCGAUGCAUUGAACAAGAACCAGGAGUUGGAAUUUGAAAGGAACAAGGAAAGAUUCCAGUUUUUGAAGUGGGGUGCGAAGUCGUUCGACAACAUGUUGAUUGUGCCGCCGGGCUCCGGUAUCGUUCACCAGGUCAACUUGGAAUACUUGGCCCGCGUGGUCUUUUUUAAAGACAUGCUGUACCCAGACUCCGUGGUCGGCACCGACAGCCAUACAACUAUGAUCAACGGACUUGGCGUCGUCGGCUGGGGUGUUGGAGGUAUCGAAGCAGAGGCGGUAAUGUUGGGACAGGCCAUCAGUAUGUUGGUGCCCAAAGUUGUCGGAUACCGCCUCGUCGGGGUAUUGAACCCACUCACCACCUCCACUGAUCUUGUGCUUACCAUCACCAAGCAUCUCCGCUCUCUCGGCGUAGUCGGCAAAUUCGUGGAAUUUUUCGGCCCCGGCGUGUCCGCCCUCAGCAUCGCGGAUCGAGCCACCGUGGCCAACAUGUGUCCCGAGUUCGGGGCAACCGUGGCGCACUUCCCGGUUGACGCGCGCUCAUUGCAGUACCUAGCACAGACUAAUCGCACUCAAGAGAAGAUCGACAUUAUUGAGGCGUACCUGCGGGCCACCAACCAGUUCAGGGACUACAAUGACCCCUCGCAGGACCCCAUCUUCUCUGAGAUAGUCGAACUGGACCUAUCCACCGUCGUGACGUCAGUUAGCGGCCCCAAGCGGCCGCAGGACCGCGUCUCCGUCUCCAAAAUGAAGAAGGACUUCCAGGAGUGCCUUAGCAACAAGGUCGGUUUCAAAGGCUACGGCCUGAGCCCGGCGCAGAUGGACACGUCAGCAAGCUUCACGUUCUCCGACGGAGCCACGUACACCAUCCGGCACGGAUCCGUCAUCAUAGCGGCCAUCACCUCCUGCACCAACACUUCCAACCCGAGUGUCAUGUUGGGCGCAGGUAUGCUCGCCAAGAAAGCCGUGGAGAAUGGCUUGAGCGUAUUGCCUUACAUCAAGACUUCCCUGUCUCCUGGCUCUGGUGUAGUCACGUAUUAUCUCAAGGAAUCUGGAGUGGUACCGUAUCUAGAAAAGUUAGGUUUCGAUAUCGUCGGCUAUGGUUGUAUGACCUGUAUCGGCAACUCUGGACCCAUUGAUGACAACAUCGCCAACACUAUUGAAAAGAACGAGCUGGUUUGCUGCGGCGUCCUCUCCGGCAACCGCAACUUCGAAGGCCGCAUCCAUCCCAACACGCGCGCCAACUAUCUCGCCUCUCCCCUAUUGGUCAUCGCCUACGCUUUGGCGGGCACUGUCGAUAUCGACUUUGAAACUCAACCACUGGGUAAACGCGCCGACGGCAGCCCGGUGUUCUUGCGCGAAAUCUGGCCUACCAGAGCUGAGAUCCAGGAGGUUGAAAACAAGCACGUCAUCCCCAACAUGUUCAAGGAGGUGUACGAGAAGAUCGAGCUGGGAUCCCCGUCCUGGCAGGCCCUGGACGUGCCGAGGGGCAAGCUGUACGACUGGGACCCCAACUCCACCUACAUCAAGAGACCGCCUUUCUUCGACGGGAUGACCAGGGAGCUGGGAACUAUUAGUGACAUUGAGAACGCCCGCUGCCUGUUGCUGCUCGGUGACUGCGUGACCACCGACCACAUCUCCCCCGCCGGGGCCAUCGCGCGCAACUCCCCCGCGGCGCGCUACCUCGCCGGCCGAGGCCUCACGCCUCGCGAGUUCAACUCGUACGGUUCCCGUCGAGGCAACGACGCCAUCAUGGCGCGCGGAACGUUCGCGAACAUUCGGAUCGUUAACAAGAUGGCGCCCGCGCCCGGGCCCAGGACCACUCACCAGCCCAGCGGGGACCUUAUGGACAUCUUCGACGCGGCUGACAGAUACGCGCAAGAGAAGGUGCCCCUGAUCGCCAUCGUGGGCAAGGACUACGGGUCGGGCUCCAGCCGCGACUGGGCCGCCAAGGGACCCUACCUAUUGGGCAUCAAAGCGGUGAUCGGUGAAUCAUUCGAGCGCAUCCACCGCUCCAACCUGGUGGGCAUGGGCAUCAUGCCGCUGCAGUUCCUGCCUGGGGACUCCGCCGACAGCCUCGGGCUCCAGGGGACAGAGCGCUACAGCCUCAAGGUGCCGAAAGACCUUGCUCCGGGACAGCACGUCACUGUGCAGAUGGACAACGGAAAGUCUUUCCAGGUGAUCGCGCGCUUCGACACGGAGGUGGACCUCAUAUACUUCCGCAAUGGAGGCAUCCUUAACUACAUGAUUAGAAAAAUGCUGUAGGUUGAUAAGCACAUUGCAUAUAUCGCAGUAGUAUGGUUUUAUUGCCUAAAUAGUUACAUAUUGCAUAUGUCGCAGUAAUAUGUUUUUAUACAGGAGGGGGUUCAAAUUGUGUGUGCGUGUAUGUAUUCGGUGGUAAAAAUGGAGACCUUAUUUGUAAUUAAAAAUAAAAGAAAAUCUUGUGUUAAUACCGAAGUACUCGUGUUAUAUACAGGGUGGAAAAAACAUAUGGGCCCUGGAAGGAAAAUGCCUUAAAACCUUAUGUUAGUUCAUUUUCCUUAAAGGAAACAUUCUAUUAUUUUUAAAAAUAAUCAAUUACUGCAUUCAGACUUUUCAUAUUUUUUUUUUCAAUUUAGCUUGAAGUGUAAAAAUAUUAUGAGUACUAAAUAAUUGAUUUUAUAGAUAUUUUGUACGACAGACGAGUGUAAGACCUAAUGUUUCAUGGAGAAAUGUUGUCAUUAACAUUAACUGUAUCCACUAGUACCUAUAAUAAAAUAGUGAAUGUUUAUUUUUUGGAAUUUUUAGUCGGUUCGAUUCCCAGGCGAGUAAAGCUAAUUUAAAAAAAAAACUUUGAAUGCAGCUUUGUGUCUCUUUAAAAAUAAAAUAAUGUUUUCUUUAAUUAAAAUAAGCUUGAGGUUUUAAGGCACUUUCCCUCCAGGGCCCAUAAUUUUUUUCCACACUGUAUACUAAUUCCAAUACUUAUAAGAUCUGGACAAAAGAUUGAAUAUUUCUUUUGUGUACACUAUCAUACUACGAGUUUUCAUUUAAGGUCAACCGGGAUCAAUCAUUCAUUCAUUCAUUUCUUGAAUGCGGUACAAUAAAGAUGUAAUAAAACAAUUUUUGAUCAGCACAUCCCGCCUGAAUAGGCAUAGAAAUAAUAAGUAUUACCUAUAACUAUGACUAGAUUCUUAUGACCUAUCAUGCAGCAUGCAAAAACGAUAAAGUUAUGACAUUAUACUAAAUUUAAUAAAUAUGCGGCAUAUAGUCAAAAAAUUCUUUCAGAGUAAAAAUCAUUUUGUACCAAAAAGUCCAACAAAUAUUUCCUAAAUAGAGGCAUAUCGGAUUCUCUUAAACUCUCAAUUAAUGUGUCUCUUAUUCAAUGUAACUAUAUUACCAUUUCUCGAAUAAGAUUGGUCGGAACGCCCUCUAUAAUACGUUUUAUUUCCAAAUAGCUCUUGCUGUUAUCACUAGAUGACGGGAGCUCUUGUUUAAAAAAAAAACACAAAUAGUCGCAAUAACCCUCCAGCAAGCUCGGUUCUCCAUACAUGCUCUAAAAACUUAGUACAUACAAUAGGAUAAGGUAUAUCUAUAUCUGUAAUUAGUCUACGUAGCUUCAGAUACCAUAGUUAAAAAAAUACAGCUUAUUUAAGUUUUUCAUACAAAACUUGUUUUUGCUCUAUUUCGUUUGUUUUAUAAACUGGAGAUAUAUAAACUAAUUACAGACCUAGAUAUAACUCAUGUCAUUGUAUGUGCAAAGUUUCGUUACAAUCCAACACGUAGUUUUAAAAUGAGAGCGAAACUCCGUUUGUAUGGGAAGGUGAAAUUCGGCCGAGCUUGCUGCGGACACUUAACCCGGUUGACCUUACUUCAUCUUCGUACCUGAUUAUAAAACAAGAAUUCCUUUGAAAUAGAAUUUCUCAAUAGGGAGCGUGCGCGUUGGAGGGUCUGCCAUCUUAUGGCCCGAAUCGGAAACAGACACAUGUACAUACCAUGUAUAUACUAUCAAAGAGGAUAUAAUAGGAUAGAGCGGUACUGUCAUAGUAAAUUUUGUAGCCACAGUAAAUUCACUGCCAUCUAUCGACACACGAUUAAAACUAAAAAUGAAGAUGUAUAAAAAUACCAUAAAAUAUAUUUAUAUAUGGAUAAAUUAUUUUAUUUAUUUGCAUUAAUUUGUUUUAUAUGAUUUUGACCCACGUUCUUUCACUGAUAUGCGUUAAAAUUGUUAAAUAACAAACGAAACCGUCAACGCCCUCUAUCCGAGAGUAGGCCAAAGGUAGUGGCGCCAUCUGAUCGAGAAUCAAAUUUCGAAAGGCACGAUUUUCCUUAGACUGUAUCCAUCUAUUACGGAGUUAUAUCUAUCUUUGAUACUAUCUACCGUUCUCGUACGUUUUCUUGUGCAUAGGUAGGUACUGCCAUCUUGUGGGCUACAUCUGAAGCGUAAACUACACAUUUACGCCUCGCGCCAAAAAUCUGACGGCUCCUGUGCUGCCCCCUAUAGUUCAUGCACGCUCCCUAUAGACUUUUUAUUUUUUUCUUAAUUCAUUAUUAACUAUUAUAACACAAAAUAUUGUGAUGUUCUUAUAUAGUUAUCAAAGAGUGAAUAUUUAAUCGCUCGUAGCUAAUGGGGUUGGCCGGUCGAAAUAAUUAGCAGAUGGCGCCAGCAUAGCUUGCCCUGUUAAUCCCUAGAAUUGUGUCAAAUUUUUGUUUUUUUUUUAAUGCCCUGGAUGCCAGCCCUUUAAGCCAAAUCUCAUAGAAAAAGGGGUAAGCUAUGGUGUAGAGGUAAAUUUCAUCACUUUUAAGACUAAUUUUGUUUUUUUAUUUUGUUUUGUUUUCUUAAAAAACUUUGAUUUUAAUUUGUUGCUAUACAAAACGUUGUUAAUGUUGUUUUAUUAUAAUAUUUAUAAUACUGCCAAUAUAUUUUCUUAUGUAGAUAAGUGUAUGUGAACGGUGUAUAAGUAGUAAAUGUAACACAUUACCUAUAUAUUUAUCUUUAGUCUCAAUACAAAGUUAUUUCCUAUAAACAUAUUGUUUUAAUUUUGCCUUAACUGUGUAAACGGUGUAGUGUUUAUAUUUUCAUACAAUUGUUUUAUACUCUGGCACACCCAGUUUGUCAGAAGAAAAAGGCGGCAAAAAAAUUGUAGGCGCGUCGUUCUCCUAUAGAAAAUGUGUAUUUCACGCCUUUUUCUAUUGACAAACUGGGUGUAAUUAGUAUGUAGCAAUACAAUGGUUUGUGUAAAUCUUAAUAUCAUGGGCUUAAGGCUGGUUUUUAUAUUUUUUAAUACUUUAAUAAUAGUUAAUACUGGUAAGUAAUAGGUAUAUUUUGUAUUUUAAUGGAAUAAACAGUUAUUUUAUUAA
Cydia strobilella is the source of this 5892-nucleotide messenger RNA. RefSeq names its product cytoplasmic aconitate hydratase-like. The transcript is spliced from 22 exons. Gene Ontology annotation, biological process: citrate metabolic process; tricarboxylic acid cycle. NCBI's taxonomy places the organism in Eukaryota, Metazoa, Arthropoda, Insecta, Lepidoptera, Tortricidae. The record is from RefSeq and is a predicted model, not a curated record. Gene Ontology annotation, cellular component: mitochondrion; cytosol. Bases 145 to 2820 code for a protein of 891 amino acids. Gene Ontology annotation, molecular function: iron-responsive element binding; aconitate hydratase activity; 4 iron, 4 sulfur cluster binding.